This is a messenger RNA of Cyphellophora europaea CBS 101466, 1053 nucleotides long. RefSeq lists its product as uncharacterized. Gene Ontology annotation, biological process: protein transport. Lineage: Eukaryota; Fungi; Ascomycota; Eurotiomycetes; Chaetothyriales; Cyphellophoraceae. The coding region runs from base 1 to 1053 and encodes 350 amino acids. The transcript has 2 exons. The record is from RefSeq and is a predicted model, not a curated record.
AUGCCGGCCUUAUCACCACAAACAGUCAAGCUCCGCUCCCAGCUCCGCCUCCUAAUCCCACGAUUACGCAAUGCACAGAAGAAAGACACGGCCCUCUCUGUAGCGUCGCGCCGCGAGAUGGCUGACCUCCUAGCCGCCAAUCGAGAGCAGUCCGCCCGCAUCCGCGUCGAGAACAUCAUCCACACCGACAUCACCGUCGAGCUAAUGGAGAUCCUGGAGUUGUACGCCGAGCUGCUGCUGGCGAGAGCAGGCAUGCUGGAUCACCGGGAUAAGAUGAUCAAGGAGGGGCUGGUGGGCGGCAAGUCGGCAGACGAGGAUGCUGCUGCGGGAGGUGAGGGGGGCGGAGCGACGGGUCUGGAGGAGGCGGCGGCUAGUCUGGUGUACGCGGCGCCACGGCUGCCGCGGGAAGUGAAAGAGCUGGCGAUCGUGCGCGCCCUACUGGUCGAGCGCUUCGGCAAAGAGUGGGCCGUGAAAGUCAACGAUAACGAGGGCGGCGAGAUGGUGCCGCGGCGCGUCAGCGAGAAGCUGAAACUCGAGGUCCCGCGCGAGGCCCUCGUACAGGCUUACCUGGAGGAGAUUGCGAGGGCAUACGGCGUGGAUUGGCCGCGGCGAGAUGACGCUCUUGAGGAGACGCGCGGAGAGGUCGAUGAUGAGAUGGACGACGAUGACGAUAUCGACGAUGGCGGCGCUAAAGAGCAGCCUAUCCUCGCGGACGGCGCAGCACAGCAGCAACGGCCACCUAGCACCCCGGCCGGUAAGGGGCCGGGCAGAGUCGACAUCAAAGGCCUGCAGCGCGCCACGCCGCCAACAGAUGUCACGCCGGGCGGUGCCAAGAGUCCCAUCAGCGUGGCGCCACCGGGCGCGAGGAGUGACAAUCCCAGUCCGAAGGUGAGGUUGCCGGGUGGAGGUGAGGCCAAGCCUGGUGGAGCUGCGAGUGGCAGGCCUGCUGCGCCGGUCAAGAAGGCGAGUGCUGGUGCUGGUGCUGGUGGGCCGGGAGGGAGCGUGCCGACUGUGGAUGACCUGGCGAAACGAUUUUCGGCUUUGAAGCGGUGA